Astyanax mexicanus (Mexican tetra) is the source of this 6875-nucleotide messenger RNA. It is a transcript of the gene syt10, whose product is annotated as synaptotagmin X. The transcript is spliced from 8 exons. The coding region runs from base 107 to 1903 and encodes 598 amino acids. Gene Ontology annotation, biological process: cellular response to calcium ion; regulation of calcium ion-dependent exocytosis; regulation of dopamine secretion. Gene Ontology annotation, molecular function: calcium ion binding; clathrin binding; phosphatidylserine binding. Gene Ontology annotation, cellular component: membrane. NCBI's taxonomy places the organism in Eukaryota, Metazoa, Chordata, Actinopteri, Characiformes, Acestrorhamphidae. The record is from RefSeq and is a predicted model, not a curated record.
CCGGUACAGCCAGCGCCCGUUCGGUCAGCGCGCGGAUGAGGCGGACGCACCGUGGCGCGCUCUCCUUUGUUUUACGCACGGCAGCAGGCUGCAGCGGGCAGCGCGCAUGGCGUCCAACAUACAAUGGAUUAAGCGGAAAGACAUGAACGUCCGAAAGGAGGAAAAAGUCAGCCUGUGCCAGAGGGCACUCCAGAUCGUCACGGAGCUGUGCCUCGCGGGCCACGUCGACCAGGAAAAAUGCUCCGACAUCUUCCCGAUAGAGAGCAACAUACCAGGAGGAUCUAUUGCAGGCUCUGUCAGAAGGUACAGGCAGGAAGACGGGGAGACGGCCGUAAUAGCAGACAUCUCUGUAAGUCUCCUAGCUGUGGUCGUGGGUUUCUGUGGGCUCGCUCUGUUGGUAGUCUCUCUCUUUGUGUUUUGGAAGCUGUGCUGGCCCAUCUGGAGAAGCAAGGCCUUCUCCUCGCAUGGCGACAGCAUCCCACAAGGGGUCCUCCUCGAGGCUCCCCCAGUCAACCUGCCGCCUCCAAGCCCCUCGCCCAGGCCUCAGACACCUUCUGCUCCAGAGCCCAAGUCGACCAGGGUGUUGGCCUUGGGGCGCCAGGCCUCUCAGCAGCCGCAGCCUCCGCCUCAGCAGCAGCAGCCUCAGGAUGAGCUGGAGGAGAAGAAGAGGAAGGUGCCUGAGGUGAUGGUGAACGGCCGAAGCUCAGUCAAGCUGCUCGAGGCGGCCAUGAAGAUCAGCCAGACAUCACCAGACAUCCCAGCUGAGGUGCAGCAGGCCCUGCGCGACCGCAUCAGCAAGCAGGCCAAAAUCCAGCGGCAGACCACUGAGCCCACCUCCUCCUCCAGGCACAAUUCAUUCCGUCGCCACCUCCCGAGGCAGAUGAAUGUCUCCAGCGUGGACUUCAGCAUGGACACCCUGCCUGUCCGGCAGUCUUCUGCGGUCAGCAUCGGACGCAUCAAGCCCGAGCUCUACAAGCAGAAGUCUGUGGACUCAGAGGAAGGGAACAAAGAGCCGGUGGAGACUUGUGGCAAGCUGAGCUUCGCCCUGAGCUACGACUAUGAGGAACAGGCGUUGGUGGUACGCAUCCUUAAGGCAUUGGACUUGCCGGCCAAGGACUUCACGGGCACCUCUGACCCCUACGUAAAGAUCUAUUUGCUCCCCGAGCGUAAAAAGAAGUACCAGACAAAGGUCCAUCGUAAGACACUCAACCCCACGUUCGAUGAGGUGUUCCGGUUUCCGGUGGAGUACGAGCAGCUGUGUAACCGCAAGCUGCACUUCAGCGUCUUCGACUUUGACCGCUUCACCAGCCAUGAUAUGAUCGGAGAGGUGGUGGUGGACAAUUUGUUUGAGCUGUCUGACCUGUCACGUGAGGCUGUGGUCUGGAAAGACAUCCAUGCAUCAACUACAGAAAGUGUGGAUUUAGGGGAAAUCAUGUACUCCCUCUGCUACCUUCCCACGGCUGGCCGCAUGACCCUGACCGUCAUCAAGUGCCGAAAUCUGAAAGCCAUGGACAUCACUGGUGCUUCUGAUCCGUAUGUUAAAGUCUCUUUGAUCUGCGACGGACGGAGGCUCAAGAAACGGAAGACCACCACCAAGAAGAACACACUGAAUCCCGUUUAUAAUGAGGCCAUCAUCUUUGACAUCCCACCCGAGAACGUGGAGCAAGUCAGCCUGUCGAUCAUGGUGAUGGAUUAUGAUAGAGUUGGGCACAAUGAAGUGAUCGGUGUGUGUCGGGCAGGCCCCGAUGCUGAGGGGCUGGGCAGAGAUCACUGGAAUGAGAUGCUAGCUUACCCACGCAAGCCCAUCACACACUGGCAUGCGCUGUGUGAGUGGCCUGGAAGAGCAUCCAGUUUUGAAAGUCAGGGCUCCUGCCCCUCCCCGAAACCUCCACAGACUCCAUAACCUGGGCGGAUAAGAUCCUGAACCACACAAGUCUCCUCAAACACUUUAGCGCACACGUGCUUGGUUUGUAUCAUGAGCUAUCUAUUUUUCUCUUGUCGUAGCUUGUAACAUUGCAUCACUAUGCCAGAGGAUGACUCAGCGCAGGAACGUCCUGCUACACACACCUGAUGCUAAUGCAUUACCUCCGGGACUCUCUUCUGAAGAUGUACGAUCUGUUUAAAGCAAUCGGCGAGGCCCUCGGUAGAUGUGACAGAUGCAGAAAUGGUGGAAUAGGGAGGUCUGACAGUGUAAUGAUGCCAUGUCAGUUUGGAUGACAUAUCAAAUAGCAGCACUUACCAUUUUGUAUUUGAUAAAAUGUUGAAAAAGAGGCCGUGUUUACUUGAGGACAACAUUUGAAAAUAUCGAUGUAUUGUUUAAAAAGGACAAAAAAUAAUAGAAGUGGCAUGAAUAUCAAAAAUCUAAACUUGCUGUGUGUUUGUGAUUUAAAGGGUAAAACAACUAUGUUGAAAACUGAAACACUGUCACCUGUGCAAUGUAUGAGUAUACAAAAGAAUGACAGUAAAAAUGUAUGCAACUGUUAUUACUAUGGUUUUAUGAAUAUACCUUUACAUAUCUGAGAUGUUUUUCAAAAUCAAUUAUUUCUGUCCAAUUUGAAUCACCACACAGUAAUUUGUGCACAUUUGAUAUUUGUUUAGGUAUGGGGAGAACAUGACUUAAUACUUUAGCUAGAAGAAAUCUGAGUAUUUUACUAAUUUCAAAUAUUUUAUUUACAUUUUGGGCAUUUUCACACCUGUAGUUGUUUUUUUUUUUUUGGUGUAAUUCAGAUAACAAGUUUGAAACUACAAGUGAUUCACUUGGUUUGUUUUCACACGGGAAAACUCCAAGUGCACCAAAAUUCAUCACAACAAACCAUAUCAAAUGUCUCUCUGGAUAUUGGUCAAAGCAAAAGGACAAACAGGAAGAAUAUCCUGUGUUUUGGACUAGUGCAGAUUUCUGUGGUCCAGAAAACAAGAUCUUUUUUCAAAAUUUAAAGCAUUCAGAGGAUGCCCUCAUUCAGAUCAACAAAAGUGUUUCAACAUAGAGCCACAACAAAGCAUAUUUGUUCAUAUCUGUAGUAAUUCUAAGUUAAACUACAGCCACAGAGCCAUUUAUCUCAAAUUGGAGAGCACGGAUAGCUGAUAUUUUGGUCAGAUUGAGAUCUGAUCACAUUUUCAUCACAAACGAACUUCUCCAGAGUUUGUUUGGGACUGGACCAAACCCACCUCCACUAAGGGGUCUGUGUUCUAUUGUUUUUUUCUCCACAUCUAAGUGCGACUACUCUAUUCAUUACUACUUAAGAAAUGCAGGUGUGAAAACACCCUUUAACAUAUAACAAUAUGUUCAAAUCAACACACUAAAAUGUGUCUUGAAAUUUUAAGGGUGCAUAAAAACUCAAAUGUAAUGUGUAUAUAACCAUGUUUAUUACAGUACUUGUUGGUCCUAAAGUGUAGAUCAACAACCUCAGCCUUACAAAGUCAUCCAGGGUCAUUUGUAAGUUCCAAAAUUGGUGCUUUUGCGUUUAUUCAUUGCUUAAAGAUUAAAAAAACCUAAAUCAAAGUCAGCUACAGGAAGAGGGGUUUAUAAAUGGAUACUUGGGAAAUCGAUGUUACUUGCUUUAGUUUUCCACACACUGGUUUGACUGGUUUAGAAACUGAACACAAUGGAAGAGUUGAAAGAAUGCAUGAAUUGAAUGAAUUGAAAGACACUUUCUUUGUAGUUUAAUUUUUUGGUCAUCUUUUCACUGGAAACGAUAAAAAAGGGACAUGACACAGUAGCCAGAUGAUGUAGCGUGAGAAGUUUUUAUUUAUGUCAUCACAAAACAAAGGGUUUGUGCCCCCAGCAUAACUAAUUAACAGCAUUUUCAUUUGUCAUUGCCUGGAAUUUUACACAGCAACAAUGCUGCCGUGUCAUGUUGGAAUAUUAUAUUUAUGGGGUGAGCGCAGAUUGUUAUCACCACAGCCUGCUAUCAUUACUUACAAUUCCACUGUAAAAUGCUAAAAAGUAAAAAUAGGACUUUUUGCUAUUUAGCAGCCACACACAAACACAUGAACUUUCAGGCUAAACUUAAUUUUAAUUUACUCUCAUGCACAUGUGACAAAAUUGGAGAUAUGAGUAUAAACUACAGUACUGCACAAAUAUCAGAGACCAGCUUUCCGCACUGGUCAGUUCACACCAACAAUUUCUGAAGUUUAAUUUCUUAUUUUAUUUUCUCAGUGGAACCUUAAAAUGGGAAUCUUGACUAAAGUCAAUAUAGAACUCAAAGAAACAUGGGAUAGAUUACAUAAUUACUUUUUUUGUAAAUGGGUCUUUGAACAACCUAUACACCACCACAAAAAGAAAAAAUUGUAUGUACAUUUUAAAGAAAACCCUUUUUUAUUAGAGUGAGCUCAUCCUUUCUGAUACACAUUGUUGUCAGUGUUGUGCUGUCUUCUUACAAUACCUGUAGAUGUUCUCAGGUCUGAAUUGAGGGUAGAGCCUGAUUUUUCUUGGUUCUUUACCUCUUGUACUCCUCAGAAACACAGCUUUUCUGUUGUAUCCAACUGUUAUGACAAAUCAGCCAGUUUUUAUUGUUUUAAAUGUGUUUAAAUGAUUUAGACAUCAUUUAGAGUGUUUUUUAGAGUGUAAGAGAUGAAUGCUUUGUCUGCUGUUUUGCUACUUACGAAGAUACCAUCAGUGUGCCGUUAUUUCCGAAGAGACUGAGAAAAGUAAAGAAAACUAUGAGAACUUUUUGGGGUUCUACUUGCAGUAUGGAGCCAGUUUCCUCUCUCUAAAGUUAGAGCCAGGAAAGAGGAAUAGACAGUAGGGAUAGAUAGAGUGAAUGACUGUAGAGAAGAUUUGAGAAAGGUAGAGAUCAUAUUUAUAGGACAUUAGGUUGAGAGGAGGGAUUUCAGGCAUAUUGGUGGACAGUGCUGAUUGCUUUCUCUGUAUCUGGUUUCUUUUUUUUAAUUCUCUUUGGUUUUCUCCAUUCAUAUUUGAGUGGAUUGCCUUCUAUUCUACCUCACCAGGAAUCUUCGAAAAAUGAAAGAAUUGAGAAAUUGACCAUUUCUAAAUGACGCAAAUGCAGGGUGGUCUCUGACAUUUGCACAGUACUAUUCAUUGCUAUAUGGUAAUUGUUUUCUGGGUAAAACAACUUUUGCUCACAAAUUAAUUGGCAAGAAAUCAAAAGAAAGCAAAUAAUCAUUAACUUUUACACUUCAUUUUUUGUAUUAAAACCCAAAAACACACUUUUUACCUCUUUUUUGAAGUCGUAUGUAGGAAGGUAGCAUAUAUACGUCUCUGCACGUAAGCAUUCCCCACAUUUACAGAAUGUAUUAUCAAGUAUGAUGAGAGAUUUCAGGAUUUAUAAAAAAGGACUAAUUCUACAAACACUAGCCCUGCCAUUAACUUAACAUUUUGUAGCUUGCCAUUGUUCAAAUAUAUAUAUAUAUAUAUAUAUAUAUAUAUAUUUGAGUUUGCAGUCUCAGUUAUAUAAUGAUCAAAAAAUAUGCAUUGAAGUAAGAGUGCAUAAUGCAGAAAUGCAGAGUAUCUAUAGUAUAGUAUAUUAUCUCGUUUUGUGUCUUUCUUGCUAUCUAUUAAUCCCCUCUUUUUUAAGCCAUAUAAUGGAAUUCCCAGGGAAUACACUUGAAAAAGUAGGUCAGAGUUAAAUGCAACAUGUGGUCUUAGUUAAUUACAAUUCUACAAACUUCGCAGUAGAAAGAAUCAUUUGGGUUUGUUGAAUGUAUGCCACUUAAGUAGUAUCUGAAUCUUUGACAUAUUUUAAAUAAAUGAUUAAUUGUCUUUGAUAAAUAUGAAUAUAAAACAUAUAUUAAUGAAAUAUUUUAUUAAUUAAUGUAUUAUUUAUUUAUUUUUGGUAACUGGUUUAAAAAAAUGGUUAAAAAUGUAUGAACCAAAUACAGAGCAGGUAUGAACCAGGUCAUUUUCCCAGUUGAUUGCAGAACAACAGCCAAAGCAGCAAUUAGAGUAGGGCGCUUUGCAAUUAUGCAAAUUAGUCUAGCUACAUUUCAUCUAUAUAUUGCAGUUUUUUGACCAAAGGUGUAAACCUGGAUUUGUAUUACUCUGUGCAAAAAUCGACUUCUUACUUGAUUGCAGAGCUGCAGCUGUUUGCCCUUGGUUUUAUAAUGUCACCAUAGCAGCACAACCUGCUGAGGGCUGAAUUUAUCAGUACCUGCUCAGAUUUGGUACGUUUUGAAAUGAUUUUGAUCAUGAAUAUGUUGUGAAUUUCACGACUCUCAUUUAGUGGACCUCUGAAAGUGCCCUGCCUUUUAAUUGUUCACUCAAGUAAUAAUGCAAACAUGGCAAUUUAACGAAGGCUGUGUACUGUUAACUUUAAUUUGCACAUUAGUAUAAUAUGUCUCUGCCCCAGUACUCUGUUGGAGUAUAAGAACAAAGAGUAAUAUAUAUAUAUAUUCUUGUAGCAUGCUGAAACAAGCAUCUGGAUUUGUUUGGUAUCAUUUGGAAAUGUAGAAUCUGUGCUACUACAGAAUAUUGAAAAUAGUGUUUGUAUUUGCACAUACCCUCCUUCCCAGUGCCAACGUGCGUAAAUACUUGAGAAUUUUCUUGAACGUUAUGUUAAAGCGUAUUUCUAUGGGUUGUUCGGUGGUGAUUUGUACUAUGAGCUUGUGAUCUUCGAUAAUAUCUUUAUACACAAUUUGCAUAUAUUGUGAAAUGACUCAUCAAACUGUAAACAUGGUUGGAUAAGCGCUCUGCUUGCUGAGAAUCCUGUUCUCUGAGGAUUUGAAGGGAUUCUCAGUGUAAUAAAGUGCUUUUUGUCAUCAUUGUAUUUGGCAGCGAAAGUGGUCGCUACACUUUGUCAUGACAUGUACAGUUUUGUGAUAACUUUUGUAAAACUAUUCAGUAAAUAUUUGAAAUAUAAUUUUACUGUAUCUGUUUCCUAUGUAUUUUAACUAAAUAAAUCCAGCUUGUCAAAGUGCAA